AUGAUUGAGACUGAGGAAGGUAUUGACUGGGCAGUCGGUGAAGCCCUUGCUUUCGCUACAUUGCUUGUGGAGGGAAAUCAUGUCAGGUUAUGUGGGCAGGAUGUUGAGCGAGGUACUUUCAGCCAUAGACAUUCUUUUAUUCAUGAUCAGGAAACUGGGGAAAGAUACGAUCACGUUAUGAUGAACCAAGACGAAGAGUUGUUUACUGUGAGCAACAGUUCUCUGUCAGAGUUUGGAGUAUUGGGAUUUGAAUUAGGUUAUUCAAUGGAAAACCCCAAUUCUGUGGUACUGUGGGAAGCCCAAUUUGGCGAUUUUUCCAAUGGAGCUCAGAUGAGUGAUGAUAAUCCCUAUGUUAUCCCUGAGAUGGACCCAACCUUCCGGAAACAGAUUCAGGAAUGCAACUGGCAGGUGGUUAAUGUGACUACACCAGCAAAUUAUUUCCAUGUUUUACGGCGCCAGAUACAUAUGGAAUUCCGUAAACCUCUGAUUGUGAUGUCGCCAAAGAAUUUACUCCGCCAUAAGGAUUGCCAAUCUAAUUUGUCCGAGUUCGAUGAUGGUGCAGGCCACCCAUGUUUCAACAAACAAGGAACCAGGUUUAAACGCCUGAUGAAGGACCAAAAUUACCACUCAGAUCUUGAAGAGGGUAUCAGACGUCUGAUUCUUUGCUCUGAGCGGAAAAAGAUUGGCGGAAAGGACAUUGCAAUUUGCAGGGUGGAACAGCUUUGUCUCUUCCCCUAUGACCUCGACCAACGUGAACUGAAGAGAUAUCCGAAUGGGGAGAUUGUGUGUGUGGUGCCAGGAAGAGCCAAUGAACAUGGGUGCAUACAGCUACAUCGUGCCUCGUCUUGGAACUGCCAGGCACUGUGGAUGAAAUCAAGUACGUGGGCCGCGGCCCAUCUGCAGCCACCGCUACUGGAUUUUACCAAGUCCACAUCAAAGAGCAAAAUGAGAUCGUCCAGAAAGCCAUGCAAACUAUAA
Messenger RNA from Striga hermonthica, 978 nucleotides. NCBI's taxonomy places the organism in Eukaryota, Viridiplantae, Streptophyta, Magnoliopsida, Lamiales, Orobanchaceae. The record is from the annotation of a GenBank genome assembly.